GUAACUGCCUACCCGUAGCAGUUUCAUCGGCAUGGAGUCGACGUCGGCGGUACGGCUGCGCUUUGAGCUGUGGAAACUCAUGCAAGUAUGGCGAACCCCCGAGAUUCAGAAACAGCAGCAGCACGUGAUCGCCAAGCCGAUCUAUCGAGCGGCGACCUUCCGACCGCAACAAUCAACGGUGGCGGCAGUCGUGGACAAUCUCCUCGCGGUCGCACCCGUCGAACCUCCCAAACGAGUUGCGCCCAAAAAGUCAAACCGCCAGAUAACACUGGAACAUCUCCUCGCCUUCAAAGAAAAACACGAAAAAGUUCCGUUUGUGCUGGCGUGGAGCGUUGUAUAUCAGCACUUGAUCAUAGGGUCAUCGGCAUCAUCCUCGUCCAAGCGUGUCGAUACGCUAAAGAAGAUAAACACCCAGGAAAAGCUGGAGGAAGAGCUGGUACCUGUCAGCCAUCAAUUUCUUGUCCUGUAUUUCUGCCUAGGUCAAUGCUGGGGUUAUGCAACACGACAUGGUCGACAUCGAAGGCCUCAUUGCGCUGCUCAAUCUCCGCGGCGAUCAACCCACGAAGCGCCGCCCGUCGAUAAUUUAAUAUACCAGCACGUCCAUUGUAAAUAACCAUA
Messenger RNA from Aphanomyces astaci, 618 nucleotides. RefSeq lists its product as hypothetical. The transcript is spliced from 2 exons. The coding region runs from base 32 to 613 and encodes 193 amino acids. Lineage: Eukaryota; Oomycota; Saprolegniomycetes; Saprolegniales; Verrucalvaceae. The record is from RefSeq and is a predicted model, not a curated record.